UACGCGAGGUUCACACGCCCGUUUUGCAUGAUGACGAUGUGUUUCUUAAGAUGUGUAAUUGCGGAAACAACAUUUGACCUUAUUUUCGUCAGAAUAGAGUCCAUUGAAAACUGGCAAAAAAUUGUUAACUUUUCCACUGGAAGUGCGUCGUGGUUUUCCGAAGACAGGAUUCACUGACAUCCAGUACUUGACUUGAUCCCCUUCCCUUCCAAGCUGUAGCAGCACCCCCAGGUUACAGCCAAACAACAAUCCACCCUAGCCCUUCGACAGAAUGACAAUCUUGUACAGCUGUAUAGCUAGGGGGGUUACCCUCCUGGUGGAAAACUCGGCCAGCUAUGAACACAACUUCUCCAGCGUGUGUCGGUCCAUGCUGCAGAACAUCCCGUAUAAAGACUCCAAAGUGGUCUACACGUCAGAUCAGUAUAUGUUCCCUGUGAUAGUGCGUAACGGCAUCACCUACCUCUGCGCGACCAGUCAAGAUUUCAGCAAGAAGAAGUCGUAUGCGUUCUUGGACGAGAUUAUCCGACGUGUCACGACCUCCAGCCUGGACCAGCGCGUCCAGCACGCCGGCGAACAUGAAUUGGACAGGGACCUCAGUAUUGUACUCAGCCAGGAAAUGGACCACUACUCCCACUUGAAGGAGUCGGCCAGCAACAUUGAUAACCUUCAGAGUCAAGUGGACGAGGUCAAAGGCAUUAUGAUCCAGAACAUUGACAAGGUUCUGAGCAGAGGGGAGAAACUGGAUGACCUCAUGCAGAAAACCGAGGAUCUGGAAGCAAGCGCCCAGUCUUUCCAGAAGACGGCCAAGCGAGUCAGCAACAAGUACAAGUGGAUGAACCGCAAGACGGGUAUCAUCCUGGCUGUAGUCAUCAUCAUCGUCGUGGCAGUGCUGAUUGUCAUCAUCCUGAAGAUCGCCGGCGUCUUCUGAUCGCCAUAUCCCAAUGUCACUGCUCCACAUUUGUGCUUGCCGCAACGGCUCGAUCAAUCCUGUUCAAACUUGGAUCCUUUCUGAAGGGCAUUAAAAGGUAACAACCAGUCUCCCAUACCACAUUUUUCUCCCCUGAAUACAAACAUAAGCAAGAAUUCUGAAAUUUAAGGACUUUAAAUAAAAAGUAACAACCAGCCUCCCAUAACACACCUUUCUCCCCUGAAUACAAACAUAAGCAAGAAUUCUGAAAUUUAAGGACUUUAAAUUUGUAUGAUCGAUUACGCGCAGAAUUUGAAAAUCUGAGAAUUUGAAUUUUGUAUAGACCAAUUUGGGCACGCUAUCAAUUCUAUCACGAAGGCCCCCUUCAAUGGCCAGAGCAUUGUGCUAGCUAUUGUUCAGAUAAUCCAUCACUGGGCAGUUGCUUUGAACAAUAGCAUGCACAAUGGUUUCUCCAUUGAAGGGGGCCUCAUGAGUGUACAGUGAUCACGUGCCCGGAUUCGUUUGUAAAAAACUUUCAUAUUUAUCUGAAUUCAUGACAUUUCUUGUAAUAUCAGAUUUUUUUCAUAAAAUCCUAUUUUCCCUGUACAGGGUGACCCCAAAAAAAUGCAAC
Molecule: messenger RNA, 1538 nt
Organism: Patiria miniata (bat star)
Lineage: Eukaryota; Metazoa; Echinodermata; Asteroidea; Valvatida; Asterinidae
Product: vesicle-associated membrane protein 7-like
Exons: 5
Coding region: 272-928 (218 amino acids)
Biological process (GO): exocytosis; vesicle fusion
Cellular component (GO): SNARE complex; membrane
Molecular function (GO): SNAP receptor activity; SNARE binding
Source: RefSeq, a predicted model, not a curated record